CUUGUGCAUCUCUGCCUGCCCUUGCCAACAUCGACAUGGUGCCAGCGCAUCACCACGAGGACGACUCUGACGAGGAGCUCUCCGAUGACCAGAUCCGGGAGCUCCUCGAUCGAGCCGAAGCUGAACGCCACGAACGAGCACAGCUGGGCCUGACGCACCCUGCCGCUGCCUCUUCCACCUUCAAGCUCCCAAAGCUCGAUUCUGGCCUCAAGGCAGAAAACCUCACCACCGAUGGAACUGUUACCCGGCUAGACCAAGCGAAGCUGGUCGAUGACAGACAUCGCGUCGCAGCCAACGGCAUCAAGAAGAUUGAGGAUCCUCUGCAGUUCAAGAAGGACAAGCUGGCGGCCAAAAAGUCCACAGCGGGUUCCAAAUGGUUCAACCUGCCUGCCACAGAGCUUACCCCCGAGUUCCGUCGAGAUCUCCAGCUGCUGAAAAUGCGCAACGUUCUCGACGCGAAGAGGUUCUACAAGAAGGACUCUACCAGGGGUGAUGUCCCUGCUUUCUCGCAGGUCGGAACCAUCAUCGAGGGUCCUACCGAGUUCUUCAGCAGCCGCAUUAACAACAAGGACCGCAAGAAGACAUUCGUCGAAGAGGUUCUUGCCCAGGAGGCCCAGAAUGGUCGCUUCCAGAAGAAGUACAACGAAAUCCAAAAGACGAAGACGAGUGGAAAGAAGGCCUUCUACAAGGCUCUCAAGGCCAAACGCAAGGGACGUGUGGAGAAGCGUUGAAGAGUGGUGUUGCAACAGCCUCAUCACUCCCUUCUUGCUCAUCACAGGACUAUCAACACUUUGCACUCAGCGAAUAUGUGCAUUUGUCUUUGUGUUCUAUAUACACAUUGCAUGCAGAGAUUUUCCCCCAGGAAAUAAAGGACACACGGACCGCUGCCUAUGCCGCAUACAGAUCCGAUAGUACCUCCUUCACCAAGGCCUGCAUGUCCUUGGCGGCCUCCCUCCCCGCCUCGAGCACCUCCUCAUGGUUGGCCUUACCCUUGCUCAGGUGUUCCGUCAACUCCGCGGUGCUCAUGCCCUGGAUCUCCGGGUCGUCGCCUCUGGGGCCGGCCUCGAGUAUCGAGACGUUGGUCACCAAGCUGAAAGCCAGAACCCGUAGACCCGCGUGGCGGGCAACGACGAUCUCCGGCACCGUAGACAUGCCCACGACGUCCGCACCCAGCGUGCGCAGCAUACGGCAUUCCGCACGAGUCUCGUAUCUAG
Molecule: messenger RNA, 1214 nt
Organism: Aaosphaeria arxii CBS 175.79
Lineage: Eukaryota; Fungi; Ascomycota; Dothideomycetes; Pleosporales
Product: Fcf2-domain-containing protein
Exons: 2
Coding region: 36-731 (231 amino acids)
Biological process (GO): RNA processing
Cellular component (GO): nucleolus
Molecular function (GO): RNA binding
Source: RefSeq, a predicted model, not a curated record